Molecule: messenger RNA, 4584 nt
Organism: Stegodyphus dumicola
Lineage: Eukaryota; Metazoa; Arthropoda; Arachnida; Araneae; Eresidae
Gene: da
Product: transcription factor daughterless
Biological process (GO): regulation of transcription by RNA polymerase II
Cellular component (GO): chromatin; transcription regulator complex
Molecular function (GO): DNA-binding transcription factor activity, RNA polymerase II-specific; protein dimerization activity; RNA polymerase II cis-regulatory region sequence-specific DNA binding
Source: RefSeq, a predicted model, not a curated record
GUUAGAGAGUAUGUUUGUUGUACAUGUAGUAUCAUGGCGACAAAUGAUGAUGAACCGAUGCACUUAUAUGAAGUUUUCCAAAAUUGCUUCAAUAAGAUAGCGAAUAAACAACAAGAUAAGUCCAGGGAUAUGACAUAUCCUAUGGCAUAUCCUAAUCCUGGUACAGAUGGAUUAUCACAGGAGUGUAUAAAUCCCUUUCCUGGUGUAGAACUUCUUCCUGUCGGUGAUGCAUAUUUUCAGUAUUCUGGCACAGUUCAGCAAAGGCUUUUACCCAGUGAAGCAGUCAGAGGUCCACCUGCAAAAAGAAAACGAGAAGGUCCCGAGCCUAAAGAAUUAGAUGGGCAUUGGAUUCCUCCAUUUAGUUCUGAAGGUUUUGACCAAGAUUCCACUAGGUUUAAUUCUUCAAAGCCUGGCCCAUAUUCAGAUGCUUUUUUUAUAGAUGGUCCACAUGCAGCUCCAGAUCCUUGGUCUACUAGUCCAAGCCUGCAAUCCUCCUCGUAUUCAUAUUCAAAUUCUGUGAUUGGCAUUCCUGCCUCUCAUCCACCUCCCACAUCUUCUGCCUUUUCCACUAUGCAUCUUCCUCCUGAGCCUUUGGGUUAUAAUACAGUUUCAACUAGCCACGACCCAUCUUUGAUGGCCAAUAGUCUUCCACCCAUGUCUAGUUUCAGGGACCCGUCCAGCCAUAGAACACCUAUGGCCCAUUCAUCUGCCUCUCCUCUUUAUGGCCAAACUACAAGCCCCCCAAGUCCGUUGAGUUCCUCCGACCCACUUGUAAAUCGAGGUGCUCAACCGACACAGACUGGGGAUACAUUAGGAAAGGCUCUUGCCUCGAUAUAUUCAGCUGAGCCGCCUGGAAAUAGUUUUUCUUCUACUCCUGCUACACCUGUUAGUUCACCUUCCCCUCUCUCUGGGGUUACACAUUGGUCUCGUAGUGGCACUCAUACAGCACCUACACCAAAUUCUGGUUACUCUGAGGGGACGUUACUUCCACUGCAAAGUAGACUGGAAGACAGACUCGAUGAAGCCAUUCAUAUUCUCAGAGAUCAUGCUGAGCAGUCUCGAGGAGUGAUGGAGGAGCGUUUAGAUGAUGCAAUUAAUAUCUUGAGGAAUCAUGCAGAAGGACCAGGGAUUCAGCCAGUGCCUCCUACAACCAGUUUAAAUGAUAUUUCCCCGGUUACUGCACAUUCCAAUGGACUUAUUGCUGCACAGUCCUAUCCUGGAGUAGCAAUUAUUUCUCUGGAUCCUCAUGUGGCUGGUCCAACUAACCUUCCAGAUAAUGUUCUGAGAAGUAGAGGGUCUCAGUCAGGCACAACAGGACCCAUAACUGUUUCUCAACCUUUUGUUACUGGCUUACCUCCAGAUUCUAUACCCACUUUAAAAGAUAAAGUAAAAGAAGUAGAAAAAAAUGAUCUAAGUAGGGGGAAAUCAGCUACUCCAAAUGCUAAUUCAACACCAACAGUCAGUACACCUACUGGUAAUAGUGUGUCUGGUACACCACCUGUUUCAUCUCCAACCUCCACAUCAUCCACAAACACAGCUACAAAUAUAGGGCCACCUUCUAAAGGAACUAAACGUUCACGAACCCGGUUGGAUUGGUGUUUCAGUAGUUCUGGUGAUGAAGAUGAAGUACCUGAAAUAAAAGCAGAGAAGGAUAAAGAAAGAAGGCAAGCAAAUAAUGCUAGAGAAAGAAUUCGAGUUAGGGAUAUAAAUGAAGCAUUCAAAGAACUGGGUAGAAUGUGUAUGGUUCAUCUCAAAGCAGAUAAAGCCCAAACAAAGCUAAAUAUUUUACAUCAAGCUGUUGAUGUUAUAACAAAUUUAGAACAGCAAGUGAGGGAAAGGAAUUUAAACCCCAAGGCAGCUUGCUUAAAAAGACGGGAAGAAGAGAAAAAUGAAGAAGGUCCAAAAUUAGGAAUGCACACCAUUCCUCAUCCUCAGACUCUGGAUUCUCUAACGCAUCAGCGGUUGGCUACUUCUCUACCGGGAAUCCUCGCGCCGAUGACAUUAUCAAGCCAGUGCACAACGACAUUUGCCGAUGGCCAUGACAUUGACCCGCCACUUCUGCCUUAAGACCCUUGUGGGUCAGUGGGAGAAAGAAGAAAAAAGCCAAACUAUAUGGGGAACACAAGCUCUUCUUCCUCCUGGUCAGCCACCUCUGUAAAAACAACUCAGUCCAGCCAUUUUUUCCUUCAAUGGAGAUGCCAAUUAACUCUUCCAUGGGCAUACUUGCUGACCCUUCAGUUGCUCUUCUUCAUCGCAUUUCUUGAGGAGGAAAUAAACCACCACAUUAACUUGACUCGGUGUGGCUACAUGAAAUGUUGCCCUUAACUGAUGUAGAUGUCAUUAUUGUACAUGGAAACAGCCAUCAAUUUUGUAUCAUCAUUAUUAUCAUUAGUUGUAAAUUGUCGUUAGCAUUAAGUUAGCAGCCAUUUGUGUUAACUGAACUUAUUUCAGUCUGUAUGAAUAUCUUACCAUGGUUCACAUCAGAUUAUUUUUAUGAUCAGUUGCAUUUAUGUUUUCCAUUAUAUUUAUGUUUUUUAAUGCUCGCCCACGUUAAAGGAGUCGUUUAUAUGCACUAUGUUGCCAAAAUAUUUUGUUAUGUUUUGUCUAUCAAAUGUCAGAUGCAGAAAUAUUUUUUUAAUAUUUCUAAUUUUUUAUUCGUUUAUUUGACUUCAUUUGUGUGGUAGCUAUUCUGUUUACACUGGUAUAUUAAUUCUAAAUUAGGCCAGGAAAACCUCUCUUUACUUGAAUGUGUUUGGAUACCAUACAAGCAUGUCAUGUUGGUCAUUGGCAAAUAUGAAAAGACAGUACUUCAGCUUGUAUAAUGCUGUAGAUAGUGCUUACUUUGCCAGUAAUGGAACUUUUAUAACAUUGCCUUUGGUAGAAUUUCCUGCUUACUUCUUAAUCGCAAAAGUACCAGAAGGUAGCUUCUGAGUAAAUUUGUUUGUUCACUUGUACAGGCAGCAAAGUUCCAUGUACAGAUGUUUUAUAGACAUAUAUGCAUUUUUAUCUUGCAGCUUUCCAUCUGCUGAGCAUCUUUCUAUUCAGGCAUUUAAUUUUACUAUUUAACUUGCCUCUCAGUCUCGUUACUCUGAAUGUUAUCUGCAUAUGACUUAGUUUUACACAUAUUUUAUCUUUGUUAAAAUGCCUUAAACAUUUAGAGUACCUAUUAUUUAAUUUGUUAUAUUUUUAAUAAAAGAAAACUUGAGAGAUUUGUAGUGUUCCCUUAUCUAUGCAGUUGUCCUUUCAUUGUGUCAUUUUAUGUGUUAUUUAAAUACAGAAGGCUAUGUUAUUGUUUUUUUGUUUCAUAAAUGAAAAUGUUAUUCAUCAUGUAGAGAAAAACAGAAAAAUCUGCUUGGUGGACUCUGGAGAGAUUUUGUAUGAUGUGAAACAUCUCCUUCAGUUGUGCUUGCUGUGUCAUUUGGUAUAAAUUAUGAAAAAUAUAUAUAUUAUUUCACUAUUUUAAAGUGAGAAAGUGUUAUUCAUGACUGUAGCCAUAUUCUGUAAACAUAAUGGUUAACCAUUGUGUUAGCUUCUUGAUCAGAUAAAAUCCAUUAAAGGAAUAGAUAUUCUGAGGAUUUUGUGUUCAAGUUAGUGAAUAUGGCUCUGUUUAUGUUCCCUUUAGAAUUGUCAUGUAAAUAUUUUCUGUAUAGUUAAUAGAGUUAAUAAAUUACAUGCCAGUUGAAAGUUGAUAAAAAUCAGACUCUAUGAAAAGUAUUGACUGUAUUUCAAAGUAAAUGUUUAUUUUCAUUUAAGAGGCUUCAGAGCACUGCAGAAAAUAGUGUGUAUGUGUUAGUGUUUUGUUUUAGUUAAACAGUACAAUCCAUCUGACAAUUUUAGACUCUGAAGUAGUUAUGUAAUUUUUUAUUGACUUGCAUUUAAUGCGUUUCUCAUGUGUUUUUUAAUUGUUUAAAUUAUUCAUAUUUUGUACAGAAUAAAAUUUCUUAUAAAGUAACUUUUAUCUGAAUCUACAUGCAGGAAAUGAUGACGGUGAUUUUACACUAUUGUAGGUGGAAAACUGAAAAGUUCCUUUUAGUACAAAAGUAACGUGCAUAAGAAUCUUGUACAAUUAACUGUAUGCUUCUAUUGUUGAAAUUAUAUUUUGUUAGCAAUACUCUAAAAAGUUCUUCAUGGCAGAUUGUCUAAUGCAAUUUAAAAACUUGUAUGUAAAAGUAUCAGAUCUGAUGUACAAAUAGUUUAAAAUCAUUGAAGAUAAAUUCUUGCACUUUAUACAUACUUUCUGCAAUGAUCAUGAUAUUUUUAUACGGUUCAUCAUCAUCAUUAGAAGCUAUGUUAUGUCUGCUGGGCUUCUAUCUGGACAAAUGUACAGACUGUUUUUGUUGUAGUGAUACUAACUACUUUUGGAAACAGCGCAGGGUGGUGGAACUUCUACUGGCCUCUUGUCACACACCAUCUUGGUUACAGUAUAGAUGGUGUGUACUGUUGACUCUUUACACCUGUUGCACAAUCUCUCCUGGCAGAGGAGAGAUCCGAAUAUAAAUGGUGCCAUCUUUCUUAAUAUUGUUUUUCAAUUCUUUUAGUGUGUAUGAUAAAAUAAAAUUAGUUUUUUAUUCUCUGCCGAAACUA